This is a messenger RNA of Sebastes umbrosus (honeycomb rockfish), 1264 nucleotides long. Its product is annotated as thymosin beta-like. Gene Ontology annotation, molecular function: actin monomer binding. Gene Ontology annotation, cellular component: cytosol. The coding region runs from base 285 to 836 and encodes 183 amino acids. The record is from RefSeq and is a predicted model, not a curated record. The transcript is spliced from 10 exons. NCBI's taxonomy places the organism in Eukaryota, Metazoa, Chordata, Actinopteri, Perciformes, Sebastidae. Gene Ontology annotation, biological process: actin filament organization.
UGGCCGUGCUGUCCUGUACGCAGGUACGGAGAGGAACACCUGAUAACACAUUCCAUGGCAAGAACGGGCAGCUACCUGGUAUGUCCAGGCACCAAGCAGGGCCAAUCAAAAUCUUCCCCUGAGCUGUGCCAGCCAAUGAGAACCAGAGCUGCUCUUUUCAUGACUGCGUACAUUAGGGCGUGUUGUCUUCUCUUAAACCGUUGAACAGAUUACACAGGCUCAUUUUUACCUGCGAAGGACACACUGCACACCUCUGCACCCCUCUGCACGAGAAAUCUUCCAAAAUGAGCAGCGCAUGUAAAAGCAAAGGCAAGGGGGAUGCGGAGAAGUUAAAUAAGGACGUGGAGACGUUCGGAAAGGACAAACUCAAGACGGUGGAAACCGUAGAAAAAAAUCCUCUUCCAACGAAGGAUGAUAUUAAGGACGAAAAGAUUCAAUGUGGGAAAGACGAAGUCACUGAUGAGGUGAAAUGCUUUGAGUCAUGCAAACUCAAGAAGACUGAAACGAAAGAAAAAAACACCCAACCAACUGCAGAGGAUAUUAAGGACGAAAAGAUUCACUGUGCGAAAGACGAAGUCACUGAUGAGGUGAAAUGCUUUGAGUCAUGCAAACUCAAGAAGACUGAAACGACAGAAAAAAACACCCAACCAACUGCAGAGGUAAUUGAGGAAGAGAAGAAAGCCAUCGAAGAGAAAUGUAUGAUAGACAAAGUCAGUGGCGAGGUGAAGGACUUUAGUAGACGCAGUCUCAAGAAGUGUGAGACGAAGGUGUGUGACACCAAACCAACUGCAAAGGAUAUUGAACAAGAGAAGAAAGACAUGAAAAAGGGGAAGUAACUGAAACACACCUGCCAUGGUUCCUCUCUUUCAGUCAUGUCCUGUUACCUGCUCUUCCUCUAAUUCGGAAUCCUGCCCAGCAUCUCCGCAUUUGUCUGUUUUCUGUGCUGCUGUGUUUGACUAGAAAUGGUGUUUGGGCUGAUGCUAAAGGGAAAAAUCUGUCUGUAAUCCCAUAUCAAUUAAUGCAAUGAUUGUGCUUUUUCCAUGCCAUUUAGAAAGGGCUGAACGGGGCAAGUUAAUGAUAUGAGAGGGUCUAGUUUUCUUUUUAAAUGGAGAAUAAUCAUGAAUUAUUAUAUUAAUGGAAAGCCAUAAAGGAUAUUGAAUAUGUUAUACCAUAAGUAUGCCUGUAAAUGUUGCUAUUCAGGAAAUGAUCUGAAAAUUGAAUAAGAGGAUUUUUUUUUCUUAAUAAAAAUGGAUGUCAAAAAUGA